Molecule: messenger RNA, 588 nt
Organism: Porites evermanni
Lineage: Eukaryota; Metazoa; Cnidaria; Anthozoa; Scleractinia; Poritidae
Source: the annotation of a GenBank genome assembly
GAUAAAGACAAAAACAUACCGACAGGAGAGGAGGUGACAGAUGCCCAAGAAGAUGAAACUUUAUUUGAAGAAUCAAAGAAAUUUGAUUACUCAAAAUCUGAAGUUGAUACACUAAAAUUGAUUAAAAGCACAGAAUUGGAUGAAAAGCCUCAAAUAAUCCAUGGAGAACCAUUUACAGACAGAAAGAGUACUUUCCAAGCUCAUCUAGCCCAUGUUGUUACUCAAGACCAAGUGCGACAAGUUCUUGAAGAACUGAAGCAAAACAGAAAAAUAAACAAUGCCACCCAUAAUGUAAUGGCGUAUAGAAUUUUCAUUGAUGAUAGGAAUUCUUAUCUCCAUGACUGUGACGAUGAUGGGGAAGCCAUGGCUGGUUCAAGGCUCUUACAUCUGUUGCAAAUCCUCAACGUGAAAAACAUUGUUGUCAUAGUAACCCGGUGGUAUGGCGGAAUUCUUUUGGGUCCCGACAGAUUCAAGCAUUAUAAUAAUUGUGCAAGGGAUAUAAUGAAGGUUGCUGGACUAGUAGAAAGAAGCUCUGAUUUGAAAGAUUCUAAGAGUAAGGGCAGGGUUAAAGUCUGCAAGAAACAUUGA